This is a messenger RNA of Ceratitis capitata (Mediterranean fruit fly), 1105 nucleotides long. It is a transcript of the gene Cpr50Cb, whose product is annotated as pro-resilin. The transcript has 4 exons. Gene Ontology annotation, cellular component: extracellular matrix. NCBI's taxonomy places the organism in Eukaryota, Metazoa, Arthropoda, Insecta, Diptera, Tephritidae. The record is from RefSeq and is a predicted model, not a curated record. The coding region runs from base 437 to 919 and encodes 160 amino acids.
CGUAUGUACUAAAAAGUAGCAGUUUAUCCGCAAAACAAAAGACUCAAUGCACAAGCAAACUCGGUGUGGAGGUAGAAAAGUUGGCGAGAAAAAUUAAAAUCGUUGAAGUUCAAAGAAAAAAAGUUUUUUAAUCAAUUAAUAAAAAACAAACAUAUUUCGUUUUAAGACAUAUUUAUAUAUAACGAAAAACAAAUUCAAAUAUUUUGAGGAGCCACAGUUAUUUGUGUUGUAAGAAAUUCGUACAAGUGUAGUGCAGAACUGAGUAAUAACUCAUCAGCUGUGCCCAGCAGAGGAUAUAAAUACAACAAGGAUAUUUAACUUAAAUACUUCAAAUACUGUGAGAAACUCAUUUCUGUGCUUACGGCAGUGUUCUCAAUUGUUCCAGUGGAAAUUUUGUGUUUUUCAAAAAAAAAAAAAAAGUUUGACAACCCGAAAAAUGAUGUCGCUGAAAUCUCUGUUCUUUAUUAGCUCUGCACUUGCCACCAUUGCCUGUGUUUGUGCGCAACUCGCUCCCGGCUCAAAUAUGUAUCUGCCACCCAAACCAAAUGGCUAUAAUUAUCCAGAACCCAAAAAUCCACUGCGACCUGGAAACCAGCCCGGCCCAGGACCACGCCCACCAGGCCCACAACGCCCAUCACAACCUGGACCAGGCGAGCCUGGUCACGUUCACGUACCCGGCAUGCCAUUCGACUUCGAGUAUGCCGUCAAUGAUAUUGACACUGCCAACGAUUAUGCCCACAAAGCUUCGAGUAAUGGUGAUGUGGUGACCGGUGAAUAUCGCGUUGCACUGCCCGAUGGUCGUACACAGAUCGUACGUUAUACUGCCGAUUGGAAGACUGGCUAUCAUGCGGAUGUCAGCUACGAGGGUGAACCGCAAUUUCCACAAGGUCCUGGCGGUCGACCUGGCUAUAAGUAUUAGAUGAGCAACAAGCAACCGGUAUAUUGGAGCGCCUGAAGCACACUUUUGCACGCAAGCACACUGAAACAAACAAACAGAAAAAACGAACACAAACGAUUGCUCACGAGCACGCAUACACACGCACAGCUACAGUUGCAUUGUUUGCUACAUUAACUGCCACAAUAGUAACAACAACAACAACAACAA